Messenger RNA from Oncorhynchus tshawytscha (Chinook salmon), 1983 nucleotides. Its product is annotated as stonustoxin subunit beta-like. Gene Ontology annotation, molecular function: protein binding. Bases 78 to 653 code for a protein of 191 amino acids. The transcript has 3 exons. NCBI's taxonomy places the organism in Eukaryota, Metazoa, Chordata, Actinopteri, Salmoniformes, Salmonidae. The record is from RefSeq and is a predicted model, not a curated record.
GACUGCUCUCUGCUGGACUGGAGGAUCCACACUGCAGACUGGAGAAACUCAAUGUGGAACAUGGUGGAGAGUACACAAUGAAACCUGGGCUUAGAAAAUAUGUCUGUGAUCUCACAUUGGACCCAAACACAGUAUACCGACUCCUCUCUCUGUCUGAGGAGAACAGAAAAGUGACACUGAGGUCAGAGGAGCAGCCGUAUCCUGAUGACCCAGAGAGAUUUGAGAACUAUGAACAGGUGCUGUGUAGAGAGGGUCUGACUGGGCGCUGUUACUGGGAGGUAGAGUGGAGUGGGAGAAGGGUUGAUAUAGGAGUGACAUAUAAAGGAAUCAGCAGGAAAGGAAGGGCUAAUGACUUUUGUCUUGGAUACAAUGACACGUCCUGGACUCUUUUCUGCUAUGACAACAGUUACAUUGCCAUUCACAAUAAUAAUCCCAUUGCCAUAGACGUCCGCCCCUCCAGCUUCCACAGAGUAGGAGUGUAUCUGGACUGGCCAGCCGGCACUUUGUCCUUCUACAGAGUCUCCUCUGACACACUGACCCACCUGUACACAUUCACCACCACAUUCACUGAGCCCCUCUAUCCAGGGUUUAGGGUUUGGUAUGAAGACUCCUCAGUGUCCCUGUGUCAAAAACAACAUGAUGUUUCACUCUAAUCAGGGUCAUGUUUCGUAAGACACACUGGAGCAGCAAUGUAGAAUAUCUCUCUAGUGUGUAAACCUCUCUAUCCAGGGUGUUUGGUAUGAAUAUCUCUCUAGUGUGUAAACCUCUCUAUCCAGGGUGUUUGGUAUGAAUAUCUCUCUAGUGUGUAAACCUCUCUAUCCAGGGUGUUUGGUAUGAAUAUCUCUCUAGUGUGUAAACCUCUCUAUCCAGGGUGUUUGGUAUGAAUAUCUCUCUAGUGUGUAAACCUCUCUAUCCAGGGUGUUUGGUAUGAAUAUCUCUCUAGUGUGUAAACACCUCUAUCCAGGGUGUUUGGUAUGAAUAUCUCUCUAGUGUGUAAACCUCUCUAUCCAGGGUGUUUGGUAUGAAUAUCUCUCUAGUGUGUUAACCUCUCUAUCCAGGGUGUUUGGUAUGAAUAUCUCUCUAGUGUGUAAACCUCUCUAUCCAGGGUGUUUGGUAUGAAUAUCUCUCUAGUGUGUAAACCUCUCUAUCCAGGGUGUUUGGUAUGAAUAUCUCUCUAGUGUGUAAACCUCUCUAUCCAGGGUGUUUGGUAUGAAUAUCUCUCUAGUGUGUAAACCUCUCUAUCCAGGGUGUUUGGUAUGAAUAUCUCUCUAGAGUGUUAACCUCUCUAUCCAGGGUGUUUGGUAUGAAAAAUGUGUAGUUGCAUUACUUUAAAUGAUAGGUGUGUACAAUCGUGUUACUCUGGUUGCAUAAAUUGUUGUUUUCACAUAAAUCCGUACGUAAUUCACCACGGCUGUCCACAUCUCGUGUUACUCUGGUUGUGUAAAUGGCUGUUUUCACAUAACUCUGUACCUAAUUCACCACGGCUGUGCACAUCUUGUCUGUUCCGAACAAAGUCUCUCCUCAUCCUCUAUUCUAAGAACCAACAGUUCUUGGGUCUCGUAAGAGAACACAGAGGAUUCUGACUAGUUGGCCACCUCAUCCACUAGAUAUGUGUUGGUUCGACACAUUGAGUCAGUUGUGGUGGAACCAGCCAUGACUAAGCAUUAAUAGGUUUACUAUAUGAGACCUCUGUUGGUUUCUGUAUGUCAGAGCUCUUGGCCCAACACUCAAGAGUGUGGGGUCGACCAGCCUCAUUAUUGCAGGGCUCUCAACGAAUCACUUAUGGGUGCAGUGAUUCAGGGCAGGUGGAGCUGUUAUGAGCCCCAAAUCUUUACCAACAUAAAUCAAAUCCCACCCAAAAAUGGUGGCUUGCUUGUUUUGCAUGUUAUUUUGGCAUUAAUAUGUGACACAUAUCAGUUUGCAAACAAUGUAAUUUUUUAUAAUAUAUGUAUCAUUGAAUUAAUAAAGCUCUAUAGAAACAUG